AUGAGGCUACGGGAGACUCUCUCCAUCUACAUGACCACACUGCUGAUCAUCGUGGUAAUCCUGGUGUUGUCGUUCAACCCCAUUACCCCCAGACAGAGUCCUUUCCCCUACCAAGUACCCUUGGAUCCUCAGGGACUGGCAAAGCUGGCCUGGAACAUCAGCUAUUCCCAGGAAGCCGUGUAUUUUUGCCUCUUGAUCAGGGAGCUGAAGUUUGGGAUGCUGUUUGGGAUGUCAGACCGAGGAGACAUUAGGAAUGCAGACCUGGCCAUCCUGUGGAGUGACGGCCAAAACUCCUAUUUCGGGGAUGCCUGGACUGAUGAAGAGGCACAGAUUCACUUGGACACACAGCAGGAUUACCAGUUGAUUGAUGCUCACCAAUCUAACCAAGGAUUUUACCUCACCUUCAAGAGACUCUUCAACACCUGUGACAAAAGAGACUAUGUCAUUGAGGGAGGAACAGUCCACCUGCUGUACGGAUUCCUUGAGCGGCCAGUGGCAUCCGUGGAAACAAUAGACCUGAGGUCAGUGGCCAGGGGCAUACAGAGGGUGCAGCUCCUGAAACCCGACAUCCACACCCCUGCACUGCCCUCAGAUGUUAAAGUGUUAGAAGUCCUUGCCCCCAAUGUCACAAUUCCUGACCAGGAAACAACCUACUGGUGCCACAUCAGCCAUCUGCCUGGCAACUUUCCCACACAUCAUAUCGUCAUGUACGAGCCAGUGAUUUCAAAAGGCAAUGAAGCCAUCGUACAUCACAUGGAGGUAUUCCAAUGUGCACCGCAGUUUGACCAGAUCCCAGCGUAUAAUGGGCCCUGCGACUCUAAGAUGAAACCUGCAACGCUGAAUUACUGCAGACACGUGCUGGCAGCGUGGGCGAUGGGCGCUCAGGCAUUUUAUUACCCAAAAGAUGUCGGACUUCUCAUUGGUGGAGAAAAUUCCUCAAAAUAUUUGAGACUGGAAGUGCAUUAUCAUAAUCCUCUGAAACUCUCUGGACGGUUGGAUCAGUCCGGGAUUCGUCUGUUCUAUACACCUACCUUAAGGAAGUUCAACGCAGGAAUCAUGGAACUGGGACUGGUGUACACACCCAUUAUGGCAAUCCCACCGGGUGAAGCAAGCUUUGUGCUCAGUGGAUACUGUACGGCAAAGUGUACUGAACAUACACUGCCUCAGUCUGGGAUCCGGAUCUUUGCCUCACAACUCCACACCCACCUUGCUGGCACAAAGGUGAAAACUGUCCUUGUCCAGGAUGGGGUUGAGAUGGACAUUGUGAAUGCUGAUGGACAUUACAGCACUCACUUUCAGGAAAUUCGUAUGUUGCAGAAAGAGAUCACUGUGCUACCCGGGGAUGUUCUGAUAACUUCCUGCACAUACAACACUGAGGACCGAAGUCAUGUGACUGUGGGAGGAUUCGGAAUCAAUGAAGAAAUGUGUGUGAACUACGUGCACUAUUACCCUCAGACACAGCUGGAGUUGUGCAAGAGUGUUGUGGAUCUCAGCUACCUGCAGAAGUAUUUCACCUUCAUCAACAGGAUGGAAGAUGAUGGGAUCUGUACCUGCCCCCAAGUGUCUGUAACACAGCAGUUCAACGCUGUGACCUGGAGCCCUUUCAGUCGCCAAGUACUGCGGGCUGUGUAUGAUUCUGCUCCCAUCUCAGUGCAUUGCAACAAGUCUUCUGCUGUGCGUUUCCCGGGUGACUGGGACAAACAACCUCUCCCACAAGUGACCAGGGUGCUGCCAGAAACGCCAGAUCGCUGUUGGAGAAUGAGCCACUUGGAGCCCGGAGAACCCACAGUGGUCGAUUUCUCUGCCAGAGAACCAGGACAGUGAGGCUCGGCCGUUUAUUGGUUCCUCGCAUUAGCCGUGAUGUCACCAGAUUGAUUGGAAGCAGAAACUGGUGAAGGGAGUGUCUGGGGCAGUGACACAAAGCUGAUAAUUCCUAAAGUCUCACCUGCAAGGGUCUUGUUUGUAACAGUGUCCUGUGGCCUCUGUAUGCUGCCUGUUGAUUGA
This is a messenger RNA of Pristis pectinata (smalltooth sawfish), 2004 nucleotides long. RefSeq names its product dopamine beta-hydroxylase (dopamine beta-monooxygenase) (gene dbh). Gene Ontology annotation, cellular component: secretory granule membrane. NCBI's taxonomy places the organism in Eukaryota, Metazoa, Chordata, Chondrichthyes, Rhinopristiformes, Pristidae. Bases 1 to 1824 code for a protein of 607 amino acids. Gene Ontology annotation, biological process: dopamine catabolic process; norepinephrine biosynthetic process; octopamine biosynthetic process. Gene Ontology annotation, molecular function: dopamine beta-monooxygenase activity; copper ion binding. The record is from RefSeq and is a predicted model, not a curated record. The transcript is spliced from 12 exons.